AUGCGUCUCUUGAACACAAGAACAUUCAUACUAGAGACUUUCCACGACUCUACCAUUAUUCCUCGAUAUGCCAUCUUGUCGCACACGUGGGAGGAGGAGGAGGUCUUGUUUGAGGAUGUGACUAACCAGCCACAUUCGGUGUGGAUGCAGAAGAAAGGCGCGUCAAAGGUCAUAGCAAGUUGCCGCCAGGCUUUGAGAGACGAUUCUGCCUACAUUUGGAUAGAUACUUGCUGCAUUGAGAAGAGUAGCAGUGCAGAGUUGUCUGAGGCCAUUAAUUCCAUGUUCCGAUGGUAUCAAGAAGCUGCUAUUUGUUACGCCUAUCUGAGUGAUGCCACCGAUAACCAUGGGAAAUGCAGGUGGUAUUCACGGGGCUGGACACUCCAGGAGCUCAUUGCUCCUCCGAUACUAAACUUCUACAACAAGGACUGGAAGUUGGUUGGAACGCGACACAGCGACGCGCUGCUCAUCUCGAAGAUUACUGGAAUUGACACCAGGCUUUUGUGUCGAACAACGAAUAUUCGGGAUGCUCUGAGCUCUUUUAGCAUUGCGACGAAGAUGUAUUGGGCAUCCAGAAGGUCGACCACGAAAGAAGAGGACAGAGCAUACUGCUUGAUGGGCUUGUUUGACGUGCACAUGCCGUUGCUUUAUGGAGAAGGCCACAAGGCAUUUCAGAGACUCCAGGAAGAGGUCUUGAGAAACACCAAAGAUAACUCAAUUCUUGCUUUCCAUUCAACCGCUCGAGAUAAUUCUUCGGGAUGGGGCAUCCUUGCAUCAGGGGCAGAGUCAUUCCAUUGGGAUCUUCCACUCACUCAAUCGUCAAUUUCCCAGUCCCGGAUUCGUAUCGACGGCGAUGAAUUGCACCUGGAGGGUGUCAUAUGCCCCUUGAGACUCAAGGAUUCAAAUCGCACCGACCUCUAUAUGCUCAGACUGGACUGCCGCUUUGCGGACGCUCUCAGUAUGCCGGCACUCAUCCUCGAAAGGAUUCCAGGGUCAUCGAGAUUUCGAAGGCGGUCUUCUGGGUUGACUAGACUGGUUCCACAUGAACCAUUCCUCAGGCUAGGUGAUAACAGCAGACCGACACAUUAUAUGCCCCAUUUGGAGUUGGCCAAAAGACAAGAAGUGGUGAUAGCGCAGCCGCAAACGCAUCUUGAAGUGCCGUUUUCGAGGAAUUUGAACUUAAGGACAUUGACCCAAGACGAGGGCUUGGACUUCUGUUUAAGCCACUCUGUCGACUCACAGAGCGACACCCACCUAUUGCAUCUCGAGCGCGAUACACCAUUCAGUGGCACCUUUGGUGGUUUGGCUGCGUUUGUUGGGGGUUCAGGAGUCUGCUUCUUUCUCGAUUGGGCAUCCACCAAGAUAUUCGACUCAAGUACAGGCCAGCCAGUGCGCAAACAUUGGUGCUUUAUCCGUUCUCUGAGAGAACAGAGAAUACUUUCAAUGUUGCAAAGUCCAGAGCAUGGCUUACCACCCCUAUCAGAGUACCUGAAGCAGGUCUUUGGCGGGAGAAACCCUCUCUACAAAAGGAUCCUGGACCUAGAUGCGCCAGAUCAGCAUGAUAUUUCGGGCACCGUCGUGGAUGGUGCAUAUCUGGUCAAUGCAGAGGUCACGUCAGACGAGUUACUGAGCGAUAUAGUCUUCCAUUUGGAUGUUGUGAUUCAGCGCACCCGCAGUUCGUCCUAG
Messenger RNA from Neoarthrinium moseri, 1683 nucleotides. RefSeq lists its product as uncharacterized. The record is from RefSeq and is a predicted model, not a curated record. The transcript is spliced from 2 exons. NCBI's taxonomy places the organism in Eukaryota, Fungi, Ascomycota, Sordariomycetes, Amphisphaeriales, Apiosporaceae. The coding region runs from base 1 to 1683 and encodes 560 amino acids.